AUGCUUUUAACGUCAGCGCUAGGCACGUGGGCGGGCGGCCAGCAGUACUUCCGCGUGCGUCCCCGCGACACCCAGGCAGUCGAAGCGCAGACUACCGAGCUGCAGUGUCACGUGGGCAACUUGGCCGGACCCGUUCAAUGGAGCAAGGACGGCUUCCUCCUAGGUUUCGACCCCUCCAUACCAGGCUUCCCGAGGUACACAAUGAUCGUAGACAAUCAACGCGGCGUCUAUAAUCUGCGCAUCAGCAACGUCCAGAUGGAGGACGAGGCAGAAUACCAGUGCCAAGUUGGACCGGCCCACAAGAAUCAUGCCAUUUGGACUGCUGCUCGCAUCACAGUGCUCGUGCCGACAAAAGAGAUCGAGCUACGCCACCGGAACGGCAGCGUAGUGGAAGUCAGAGAAGCCGAGAGCCUCGUCAUCGCCUGCUGGGUGCGGAACACCAAGCCCGCAGCCAACAUCAGGUGGCUGCGGAACUCCCUGCCACUCGCGCAAGAAAAAGUGCUGACGAGAAAGAAUGCAUCCGGGGAAAAGCUAUUUUCGGUGUACAGUUCCGUCACGCUUUACCCGAAGCUGGACGACAAUCGAGCAGUGUACAGCUGCGAAGCGACGCAUCCUGCUCUUGAGAGUCCACUACAGGCUUCAGUCACUGUCAGCGUGCUAUAUCCACCCGGUGCUCCGGAGAUCGAGGGCUACCACGAGGGCGACAUCGUGCAGGUCGGGGACACGCUCACGUUGGCCUGCAUCUCGCGCGGCGGCAAUCCACCGGCCUCGCUCUCCUGGAGCCGCGAAGGCCGGCCUCUGAGGGCGCGCUACAAGGCGGCCUCGCGCGAGGCCACCAGCGCCUACACGUUCACCGUGACGGCAGCGGACAACAACGCCGUGUACCGAUGCGAGGCCAGCAACUUGGUCACACUGCAGCCUUCGCAGGCAUCGGUCACGCUCAGCGUACUCUUUCCCCCCGCUCGUGUCUUCAUGACGGCGCCCAAGGAGGCCAAAGCCGGCGACCUGGUGACCGUGUCGUGCACCACGGCGCCCAGCAACCCGGCGGCCGAAGUCUCCUGGCAGCUGGACGGUCGCGCCGUGCAGCCUGCGUCCGACCAGUCCACGGUGCAGAACAAGAACGGCUGGAUCACCUCUUCCAACCUCACCAUCACGUUGACAAGGCAGGAUCCCGACGUCAAGUCGUUCACGUGUAUAGCGGAAAACAACAAGCUGCAGGCAACAGUCGUCCAAACGGUGACCGUCAAAGUCAUAUAUCCCCCCCGCGCGCCUGUGAUAAUCGGCUACGACGAAGGCACCCCUAUCGUGGCCAACUCGAUACAGCGCAUCAAGUGCGUCUCAAUCGGAGGAAACCCGCUUCCAUCGGUCAAGUGGUACAAGGGCACCAAGGAGUACUCAUCGCUGUCUACGGUCACAGGAAGCGGAGUGUCAAGUGUGUUGGAAAUCAUGGCUCAGCCCGACGACAAUCAGGCGACGUUUCACUGCAAGGCCUCCAAUUCGGCCACAACGCAACCUCUUACGACGUCAGUCAAGACGACGGUUCUGUUUCCUCCUAAAGUUGUUUCCAUCACGGUGGUUCCCCAGACUCCCAAGGAAGGCGACACGGUGGUGUUGACGUGCGAGUCUGGCAGUUCAAACCCGGAGAGCAGUAUCCGCUGGGAGCGCGACGGUCGCAGCCUGUCCGGCCAGCACCAGAGUCGCGUGGCGGCCCCUCACGGCGGCAAGGCGACACGCAGCCGACUGCGGCUCAACGUGACGGCGGCCGACGACGGCGCCACGUUCACCUGCCUCGCCUCCAACCAGGUUCAGCCGGCGGCCACCAGGAGCGUGGCGCUCAGAGUGCGACGUAAGGGACCCAAUCUGCCGCAGCGGAAAUCUAACGCUGACGCGCCUCUGCUUUUGGUUUUCCCAGACAAGCCACUGUUCCUGCACCCGGCCGUGGCAAAACACGAGGUGAAGCAAGGCGACAGCGUGCUGCUGAACUUGUCCGCGAAGGCGUACCCUUCGAAGAUAAGCUACGCAUGGACCAAGGAAGGCGUGCCGCUGCCUCAGGAGUCGUGGCGGGAAACGCGCAGGGUUUUCCACCGCGCCUCGGCGCUCGUCAUCAACAACGCGCAGAAGGACGACAGCGGGCGCUACGAAUGCGAAGCCAGGAACAGCGUCGGAUCGGCCAAGGUCGCCGUUGUGGUCAAGGUUCACUACCCUGCGCGCAUCACCAAGAUAACGGAGCAAGUGCUGGCCGGUUCGGGCGAGAACGCCUCGCUGGCAUGCGCCGCGGACGCGGACCCGCUGACGGACGACGUGGUGCGGUGGCGACGACCGGGUUUCGACCUCCGGCACCGCGCCAAGCUGCUGCUCGAGCGUGGCCGUGCCUUCCUGACUGUGUUCAACGUCACCAGGGAGGACGAAGGCCUGUUCGAGUGCGUCGCCCACAACGGACUCGGAAACCACGUCGCCCGCGCCGCCAGGCUGAUCGUCAAGUUCAAGGCGGCCAUGCUUCAGGCCCGCGAGACGAUCCUGGCGGCCGAGCUGGGCCGGCCGCUGUCGCUCUCAUGCGCAGCCCAGGGUGCACCGACGCCCGCGUUCGUCUGGUCCUUCGGCAAGCUGGCGUUGGACAGCGACACGCGGCGCAUCGUGCGCAGCGAGAAGGAGGACGUGGUGCGAUGGAGGUCCACGCUGUCCGUCGAGAGGGUCGAGUCCGGCGACUACGGCCGCUACACGUGCACCGCGCGCAACGAGCUUGGCUCCGACUGGUCCCGCUUCACGGUGCUACCCAGGGGGAAACCUGAGCCGCCCACGGCGGUGCGUGCGCUGAACGACUCGAGCAGCAGUUCCGCUGUGCGCACAAGGAGGCUCGGCGGAGGUCCGGGCUCCAUCCGCUACGAGCACACGGCCGCGGCACAGGGCGUCUCCGAGCUGCUCGUGACGGGACUCGAGCCCGGCGUCGAGUACGCGUUCAGCGUGCAGGCGCGCAACGCGCUCGGCGAGAGUGCCUUCAGCCACGAGUCACCAGCUGUCGCUACGAGAGCAUCUGAAAAGAACUCUGUCGGCCCUUCGGCGGACAUGCAGUUCUGCAAUUCGGCAAGCCACGAGUCCACCUUCGACGGGCAUUCCAUGGCGACGAGUGAUGUUUACGUUGGUCACGCCAUAACUGAGAUACCUCCUAGCGGAGAAGAGCCAACCGGCGACGAGACCGAGCAGUGCUGCACCGGCAUCAUCUACGCGCCAUUGGCAACAGUUCCUCCUCCUCCGCUCGAGUCGUUCGACCACGGCGAUGCACUGCUGCCGCGAAGCUCGAGUCACACACCGUGCGCGCAGGACUCCAUUGUGCGUGCCGUGCCCAGCCAUCCGCAGACUGCGGCGGUCAGCUGCGUUCUCGGAAAGCUGGGCAGCCACAUGGUGUGA
Molecule: messenger RNA, 3405 nt
Organism: Rhipicephalus microplus (southern cattle tick)
Lineage: Eukaryota; Metazoa; Arthropoda; Arachnida; Ixodida; Ixodidae
Product: nephrin-like
Biological process (GO): cell-cell adhesion
Cellular component (GO): cell-cell junction; plasma membrane
Molecular function (GO): cell adhesion molecule binding
Source: RefSeq, a predicted model, not a curated record